AUGGUCUGCGGAAGCACCACAGCGGCUGGGGCUGGCCUUGCUACAAUUCUCAUCCCUGCUCUCGUUGUACCAUUCGUUGUGCUCAAUAUCAUCGGCUGGACAGCAUUCGGAGUGCACAAGCAUCGCAAGCACAAGCGUCAACGUGAAGGGCGUGGUCAGGGUGGCGGCUAUGGUUCAGCUGCAGGAGCUGGCAACACAUUCGUCACAAGUACUGGACCUGGUGGAGAGACUAUUGUCACUGUGGUCCCAGCCGGCGGUGCUGCUGGCUCUGCGGGAACUGCUGGGUCUACUGGUGGAGCGGCUGGCGGAGCUGGCGGUGCCAACACUACUGGAGUUUCUUACACAACUGGUGGAGUGCCUGUCGAACGACGUGAAGUUGUUCAGACAGCAGGCGGACCCCAAGGAGAGACGGUGGUCGUCACCCAGCCUCACUAA
Molecule: messenger RNA, 435 nt
Organism: Aureobasidium melanogenum CBS 110374
Lineage: Eukaryota; Fungi; Ascomycota; Dothideomycetes; Dothideales; Saccotheciaceae
Exons: 1
Coding region: 1-435 (144 amino acids)
Source: RefSeq, a predicted model, not a curated record